This is a messenger RNA of Lithohypha guttulata, 2118 nucleotides long. RefSeq lists its product as uncharacterized. The coding region runs from base 1 to 2118 and encodes 705 amino acids. Lineage: Eukaryota; Fungi; Ascomycota; Eurotiomycetes; Chaetothyriales; Trichomeriaceae. The transcript has a single exon. The record is from RefSeq and is a predicted model, not a curated record. Gene Ontology annotation, biological process: double-strand break repair via nonhomologous end joining. Gene Ontology annotation, molecular function: DNA binding; DNA-directed DNA polymerase activity. Gene Ontology annotation, cellular component: nucleus.
AUGGCUGACGCGCCCAAGCUUGACCUAGCAUCACUGCCACCCAUAUUCGUUUUGUCAGCUAAUCUACCAGAAAAUGAAAUGCAUGAAGCUGAAGAUGCUGUACUUGAAGCCGGUGGCCAAUUGUCGUACAACGCAGAGGAAGCAAGGAUCUUUGUUGGUAAGAUAAGCCAGAAGGAACGAGCUGCAUUUGAACUUAGAACGAAGGGUGUGUGGACAGAGGAGACUUCACUUUCUGGGGAACCACCGAGUAAGAAGCGCAGAGUGGCACCGGCCCGAAACGACCCUCAAGACGGCUCGGGAACUGAACGUGAAGAUGACAGUAACGUGAGACCCGACAACGAAACUUCGACAAUCGACCUUCAGAAUCGCGUUGUCGUACUUAAGAUCGACUGGCUGUAUAAGAGUUUGGAAGCUGGCCGUCGUCUGCCUUACCAACCAUACCUGGUUUACACUGGGCGUACGGGCUCGAAACCUCAAGACCAAGCGGCCAAAUCGACUGCGCCUCCUGGCGUGGUAACAUACAUCAACGCGACAUCAGAUUUUUUGACUGCUUCGAGCACUGUUACAAAGGCAUCCGGCUCACAGGAAAGCUCGGUCUUGAGCUCGACCUCGAUCGUUGAACAUACUCGGACCGCUUCCAAAGACAGCCAUCAGACACCCGAAACAGCGAAAUGGAGUCCUCGUCGCUUUCGUGAUCAGAAACAUGGCAACCAUACUGUGCUCACGGCUACGCAUCCGGCUCUGAAGCGUGCUACUACUUCCGAGCACGACUUCCUAACUGCUCACGACUCAUCGUUACCACCUCUACCUUCAUGGAUGCUUGAACCUCAUCCACGUGCUAAUUACUCGUGCCUGAGGUCAACUUUCAUGCCACCAGUCAAUCAAGCUUUUAUAGAACACCUUCUCAAGAUCAAAGAAGCGCGUACGCUGACGUUAGACGAAAUAGGUGUACGGGCGUAUUCGACAUCGAUAGCUUCACUUUCAGCUUACCCGCGUUCCAUCACAUAUCCUAGUGAAAUUGCUCGAUUGCCAGGUUGCAGCGAGAAGAUAGCCACUUUGUGGGCGGAGUGGUAUACUUCUGUCCCCAAAGAAGCGGCGGACUCUGAACGGUCUCUCGCUGUCACCAAGAAUCUGGAGAACGACGACGAUCUGAAACAUCUGCGGCUCUUCUAUGACAUCUGGGGAGUCGGUGCUGAGACGGCGAGGAAGUUCUACUUUGAUCACGGCUGGAGAGAUCUUGACGACUUGGUAGAGUAUGGCUGGAGUACCCUAACUCGCGUUCAGCAGAUCGGCGUCAAAUUCUACGAUGAGUUCCUCGUCAAAAUACCUAGGAAAGAGGUCGAGGAAAUAGCCGACAUCGUGCUUUACCACGCACGACUCUCCCGCGACAUACCUGAAGGGUUCUGGAGCAACAAGGAGAACAACCACAAAGGGAACCGGACAAAACCAGACGAUGGCAAGGCAGACGCUAACUGGGAUCCGAGAGAUAUGGUCUGCGUGAUUGUAGGUGGUUACCGAAGAGGUAAAUCCCAAUGCGGCGACGUCGACGUGAUCCUCUCCCACCGCAACGAGGAAUACACAAAAGACCUGAUCAUCGACGUCGUCAAAAGCCUCGAAGACGCCGGCCACAUCACCCACACACUGACCUUACACACCAGCAACAGCGAUCGCGAUCAACAAACCCUACCCUAUCGGUCCGGCCACGGCGGCCACGGCUUCGAUACCCUCGAUAAAGCUCUAUGCGUAUGGCAAGACCCGAACUUCGACGAGGAGAAACACGAGAAGAAUCCGAAUAUACAUAGGAGAGUGGACAUCAUCAUCUCUCCGUGGCGAACUGUAGGCGCAGCGGUCCUCGGCUGGAGUGGCGCGACUACUUUCGAGCGAGAUAUCAGGGUCUGGUGUAGAAAGGAGCAUGGUUGGAAGUUUGAUAGUAGUGGUAUUAGGGAUCGUGUGUCGGGGGCCGUAUUGGAUCUUGAGAGUCCUAAGACGAAAAGGGAUGGAAAGCUUAAGGAGGGGGAGGUUGCGGAUAAUGGAGACGGUUGGGAGGAUAGGGAGAGACGGUUGAUGGAGGGCAUGGGGAUUGGCUGGAGACCGGCGACGGAGAGGUGUACUGGGUGA